Haliotis rubra (blacklip abalone) is the source of this 1904-nucleotide messenger RNA. RefSeq lists its product as uncharacterized. The transcript has 7 exons. Bases 95 to 1606 code for a protein of 503 amino acids. Lineage: Eukaryota; Metazoa; Mollusca; Gastropoda; Lepetellida; Haliotidae. The record is from RefSeq and is a predicted model, not a curated record.
UAAUGUCUGCAUAAGGUUGUGGUUAUUCUUUUCUUCUAGCACUUAUCUCGACUAAGUAGUACACUGUUUUCUGUUGUUGGUAGAAUUAGUAGUCAUGAACAACAGGGCAAGAGGAAGGGAAAGAAGAAAAUGUCCCUCAAAAGGGCAGGAAAGUAAGUACUCACAGGAGGAGGUUGUAACCAACAAUGAAGAAUUCAAGCAGACGGAUUCUCAGAUCAGGGUUGUCCCUUCGUUUAUCAAGAAGAAAAAAGUAGCUAUCCCUGCACAUGAAAGAAUACAUGAACAAACAGAAUGCAAAGUUAAUGAAUCUAAUGGACAAGAAGAAAUUGAAGGAUGUGAUGCCCCAGAUAAAUCCCUUCUUCACUCAGAACAUAUUGAGGAAACUGAAACAGAAACAGAAGUGUCACAUGCACAACAGGAAGCAAAACCAAGAGCCAAGGAAUUCAAUACUGCAGCUGCUGCAAGCCCUAAGGAGGGUCAACACCCUUGCUGCAGCCAUACUCCUCACACCUUGCAGACUGAGACAUGUAAUGAACCUGUUGGAGGUACCACAGAUACUAAGAUGCUGGAGUGUUCCCCACAAAUUGCAGAGGUACCUGCUGACAGAGGUGACUUGACGACACCACCCGGGGAGACAUGUGGAGGUGUGGGUGUCGGUGCGGAUGGAUGUGAGCAUUUGAGUGAUGAAAUACCAGUCCCAGCAUUACCUGAUGAAGCAGAAGAUGUGUCCUUGAUUCUUUCUGAAGAUGUACUGAAAAGUUUAAAGCACAUCAGUGAAGAAUGUAAAUCAUCUGAAACUGAUGAUGAAAAUGUCAAGUCAUCAUCAGUAGAGAAGGUGGAAGAUAUGCACAUACAUGUAGAGAUGGAGGAAGCUGAUCAGGAUUGUACUGCCCAAGGUUAUACAUCUGAAGUAGUAAUUUCUCCAGUACAAGUGCAAGAUACAAACCAGACAGUAACCAUGGUGAUAGAUGUCAAUGAAAGUGAAGAGGACAGAAAACGUAGAAAGUGUUUAUCCCUGAAUACAGAUGAAGUGAUCUCUGAUCAUCCUGUGCAAGAAUCAGGCAGUGUUGAAGACUUCAAUAAAACAUCUGAUCCUUCAUCCGUUAACAAAAGCAGAACAAAGGAGAAAGAAAUGUAUGACAUUACAUCAGUACAUCAAGUUACAGACGCCAAGAAGAAUUCAGCAGGGAUUCUGCAGUGCCACUCAGUGGUAUCCAGAGAAGCGGGAGAAGUUAUUGCACCUGAGAUGACUUCUGGAGGUGGUGAUGAGAGUACAAGUUCUACCACAUCAAUGAAGAACACAGAAGCUAGCAUACUUGCAGGAAGUGAUGUAGAUGCUGAACUGGACUUUACCGACUCCCAGCUGUGUGAGGUGGUCAAUAUGGAGGAAUCAGCAAACCAACUGCUGGUGUUACAAGAAGUUCGUAAACAACGUAUGGAAGGAAGGAAGAUCAUCCAUGACCUCAUUUUAGAUCUGUCACACCUCAACAAACUGGUACUGCACACAAAACGAGAGAUAGAGACAGCAAGACGAAAGAGACAACCUCAGUCAUGUGUACAGAACAGAGUCACUGGACAAAGCUUCAUCGAACACAGGAAAUUUUGACAAUGUUGUUUUACCACUACUCAAAGAUAUUUGGGGCGGUGAAAUACCCUAAUGCAUUUGCUCUUCACACCCUGGGUUCAGCCCAGAAAAUGCAUUUUCUUCAGUCCCCUGACAUGAUAUUGCAGGAAAACAAUACUCAACAUGUGUUAUCACAGUAUGCUAUGCAUCAACUACACAGGCCAGGCUGCUUGUGUGAAAAGUUUCCUCGGUUGAAAUGUAUAUGCAAAUGUAUUUCUCUGUCGUUUCAUCAAACAUUGUGAUUCGAAAUACAGAAUUUAUCAUAUUGCUGGACCAUGAA